This is a messenger RNA of Periconia digitata, 654 nucleotides long. NCBI's taxonomy places the organism in Eukaryota, Fungi, Ascomycota, Dothideomycetes, Pleosporales, Periconiaceae. The record is from the annotation of a GenBank genome assembly.
AUGAUUGGUCUACCAUUUGAUCAACAAGAUGUCUACAAAGCAUUUUCCCAGAAUCACGCUACCGAGUCCCUGCUCCCCCUCUCAGCAUGGGAGACCCGCGUUGCAAACCCGGAUUUCAGAAUUGUUGUCUGCAUUGUUGCAGACGCAGACGGAGAUGGAACAUUGCCUAGCGACAGGAACAAUGAGGCAGAGGAGGAACAUAUUUUGCAAAGAUUGUUGGACAGCGAAUGGGCGGGCACAUUCACGCUCGUCGGCCCCGUCCCUCUCUCUUCAUGGCUCCUCCCCUCAUCCGGGCAACCUCAACCCGGUGCCGAGGGCGAGGAGACGCGCUGGCAUCUUACAAGUCUGUUUGUCCUGCCGGCGCACCGUGGCUGCGGAUUAGCCAGCAAGCUCACGCUGGCGGCUGUGCGAGCUGGGUCUUCAGGGCACCAAGUCGCAAGAAACGUGGGGGCUACGACGCGCUUUAGACUUAUCGUGCAUCCAAAGAAUAUAGAGGUCGUAAAGUUGUAUGAAAAGGUAGGCUUUGUGAAGGGCGGAUUGUACACGCAGCGGGAAGCUAUGGUGGCGAUGGGGGACGCGGCGGGGGUACCGGAGGCAGCGGCUAGGGAUAUAUGGGAUAGUAGAUUAGCUAUCGGGAUGGAGCUUUUGGUCUAA